UGAGUGUAAUUUGUAAUGCUUCCUGAUGUGACUGUCAGGUUAUGGGUGUUCGCUUUGAUUUUAGCACGUCAGCUGACGAUGCAGAUGAUGCAGAACCCUCAGAUUCUUGCGGCGCUGCAGGAGAGGUUGGAUGGGCUCGUGGGAUCUCCCUCAGGGUACAUGGAGAGCUUACCAAAGGUGGUGAAGAGACGCGUCAAUGCCCUUAAGAACCUCCAGGUCAAAUGCGCCCACAUCGAAGCAAAGUUCUACGAAGAAGUGCACGAACUGGAGCGAAAAUACGCCGCUUUGUAUCAGCCCCUCUUCGACAAGCGGAGUGAAAUCGUGAGAGCAGCAUACGAACCCACAGAUGAAGAGUGUGAGUGGAAACAAGAUGAAGAGGAAGAGCUGACAGUAAGUAAGCAGGAGGAAAUGAAGGAAAAGGCCAAAGUGGAGGAAGAGAAGAAAGACGAGGAGAAGGAAGACCCUAAAGGAAUCCCAGAGUUCUGGCUCACAGUUUUCAAGAACGUCGACCUUCUCAGCGAAAUGUUGCAGGAACAUGAUGAACCAAUCCUUAAGCACUUACAAGACAUUAAAGUCAAAUUCUCCGAUGCGGGCCAGCCAAUGAGUUUCACAUUAGAGUUCCACUUUGAGCCCAAUGAUUUCUUCACAAACACAGUCCUGACAAAGACCUACAAAAUGAGGUCUGAGCCAGACGAGUCGGAUCCCUUCUCUUUCGACGGCCCAGAGAUCAUGGGCUGCACAGGGUGCACAAUCGACUGGAAUAAGGGCAAGAACAUCACGUUGAAAACCAUUAAGAAGAAACAGAAACAUAAGGGACGUGGCACAACCAGGACGGUCACAAAGACGGUCCCCAAUGAUUCAUUCUUCAAUUUCUUCUCUCCACCUGAAGUUCCAGAAAGCGGCGAAAUGGACGAGGACUCCGAGGCCGUGUUAGCAGCAGACUUUGAGAUCGGUCACUUCAUCCGCGAGCGUAUCGUGCCCAGAGCGGUGCUGUACUUCACCGGCGAGGCCAUCGAGGAUGAUGACGAUGACUAUGAUGAGGAGGGUGAGGAAGCCGACGAUGAGGAGGGGGAAGAGGAGGCUGACGAGGAGAACGAUCCCGACUAUGAGCCCAAGAAGGAUGCCAACCCUCCAGAGGAGUGCAAACAGCAGUGAUGGUGUCGCCGCCACCUUCAGGAUCCCCUACACUGUAACGGCUUCAAACAAACAUAGUUACUUGCCGCCUUACAAUGUUUUGUAUUUUUCUUGGUAGAAAUAAUUGAAAAAUUAAGGGUUUCGAGAUUUUUGUUACAAAAAAAGAAAAAAAAAACAACUUAUCUAUCGAGAGCCGUGGCUCAUGACGCAUAGUAUUUUACUAGACCGGUUUCUUUCGUUUUCCUUUUUCUCUGUAAAAAUAGUUAGAUGCAGAAAAUCCCUCGAAGCAUGACACUCGUUUCUUCACCGCUAAACUAGUUGGGUUCUCGUGAAGUCUUUUGUAUUGCUCUUAGACAACAGCUGGGGAGAGACGGUUUACAGGAGAAGCGUCCGGAGAGAUUCAUUUGGUUAACAUUCCACAAAAACAUCACUAUUUUCGGUUCGGAAGCCGUUUAAAGCUCGGUGGUGACUGAUGUACAUUCCACAUCCAUUCAGUCCACGCUCUGCUGCAUGACUCGUUUCUUUUCUAUGAGCACUUUGUAUUUUCGUCAUGUAUCGGUAGCGUUUUUUUCUCAUCGAUUCAACCAAUGCUUAACUUUCAACUGGCUUGCCGUUAUUCAGGUAGGUUCUCUGCUUCACGCAUCCCGGAAUGCACUUACAACGAUCCAAGCGACCUCAUUGGAAGAUUAGACUUUGAACAAGAGAACCUGAUUGGAGGAGCCAGUUUAGUUAGUCUCUGAUUGGCUGGUUUCUGAGCUCGGCCCUGAAUGAUGUUUGUGGUGAAA
Messenger RNA from Sinocyclocheilus rhinocerous, 1919 nucleotides. Its product is annotated as nucleosome assembly protein 1-like 1. Lineage: Eukaryota; Metazoa; Chordata; Actinopteri; Cypriniformes; Cyprinidae. Gene Ontology annotation, biological process: nucleosome assembly. Bases 16 to 1155 code for a protein of 379 amino acids. The record is from RefSeq and is a predicted model, not a curated record. The transcript is spliced from 12 exons. Gene Ontology annotation, cellular component: nucleus.